Molecule: messenger RNA, 1258 nt
Organism: Erythranthe guttata (spotted monkey flower)
Lineage: Eukaryota; Viridiplantae; Streptophyta; Magnoliopsida; Lamiales; Phrymaceae
Product: deSI-like protein At4g17486
Biological process (GO): protein deubiquitination
Molecular function (GO): deubiquitinase activity
Source: RefSeq, a predicted model, not a curated record
GGAGAAAAAUUGAAGUCCACAUAAAUUGACUCAGUAAAAUUCCCAAAUUUGAUUUCAAAUUGACCCAUCUAGGUAUAAAAAUCACCCAUUUUUUCCCUCUUUUGCCUCAAAUUUUUUUUUUGGGUGUGUGAAAUUCCACAUCUCCACCCCCAUUGCUCACAAUCAUUGUAUCGAUUCCAGCACCCCCUAUUCAAUACUAACACUAUUCAUUCAAUCAUUCCCACUCCUUCAAAAUCAAAACUUGAAAUCUCCAAAAAUACACACACACACAUAUACAUAUAUAUAUAUAUAUAUAUAUAUCUAGAGAGAGAGAGAGAGAGAGAGAAGAUUUUGGGGGUUCGUGUAUAUUUGGGUAGAGAGAAUUGAAAAAAGACGAUGAUGGAGGUGAUCCUCCAUGUGUACGACGUGACGAACAGUGGAAACGAGAAAACGAACAACACUAUUAUGCAGAUUAACAAGAUCUUCAAAGAUGGAAUCUCCCUCGGCGGAAUCUUCCACAGCGCUGUUCAGGUAUAUGGUGACGAUGAAUGGUCCUUUGGGUAUUGUGAACAGGGUACAGGAGUUUUUAGUUGUCCAUCAACAAAGAAUCCAAUGUAUACAUACCGUGAAAGCAUUAAACUCGGGCAAACAUCCUUCUCUAUCUUCAAGGUUAAUCAGAUCCUGAGGGAACUUAGUAGAGAGUGGCCUGGACACUCGUAUGAUUUGCUGUCCAAGAAUUGCAAUCAUUUCUGCGAUGAGUUCUGUGAAAGACUUGGCGUGCCAAAGCUUCCUGGUUGGGUUAACAGGUUUGCAAACAUUGGUGACACCGCGACUGAAAUAGCUGGUAACACAGCCUAUCGAUUUAGACAAGCUAAAACUGAAAUUGUAACUGCUAGCAAAGUGGCGUAUCGUUUUUUAGCAGGAGUUGCAUCGAACAAUUCAAUCGUGGCUCCGGAAUCUCCCGGAAACUCUACGAGAGGAAGCCCUAGAUUCCAAGGCAGCUGGUUCAAGAACCUUAUUUCUGCUGGUGCUAAACCGUCCGGUAGUUCAGAGCUCGAAAAUGGUGAUGAAGAGAUGCUUCGUCAGCAACAGAGACGAGAGCACUCUCUCCGUGAUAUUUGAAUACUCGUGUAUUUUCAUUUGUAACUUUUGUUGUGGAUUUUGUUGUAAAAUGGUGUAGUUCUUUCUUUUUUUCACUCAACUGUGUAUUUGUUCCACCCACUGUUCAAAGAUUUUACAUUUGAAGAUAGAUAUAUAUUGGUGCUGUUGUAUUUGUUCA